AUGAACGGUUCGGCUGCUGUAAGUAGUUCAGGGACCGGAAGCAGCUCAGAGAGACACCAUCGUCAUCAUCACCAUAGGCAUCAUCAUCAUGGUCAAGGAAAUGGUCAUUCUCAACAAAAUUUGUUGGCAGAUGGUUCUCACAUCGGUAACUAUCAGAUAGUCAAGACUCUAGGUGAAGGAUCUUUUGGUAAAGUCAAGCUGGCGUAUCACAUUACUACUGGCCAAAAAGUGGCUCUGAAGAUAAUAAACAAGAAGGUACUGGCCAAGAGUGAUAUGCAGGGACGUAUUGAAAGGGAAAUUUCGUAUCUUAGACUGCUGAGGCAUCCUCAUAUCAUUAAACUUUACGAUGUGAUUAAAUCUAAGGACGAAAUCAUUAUGGUUAUUGAGUACGCGGGCAACGAGUUGUUCGACUACAUUGUACAAAGGGAUAAAAUGAGUGAGGAAGAAGCUCGCAGGUUCUUCCAACAGAUUAUCAGUGCUGUGGAGUACUGCCACAGACACAAGAUUGUUCACAGAGAUUUGAAGCCCGAGAACUUGCUUUUGGAUGAACAUUUGAAUGUUAAGAUCGCGGAUUUUGGUCUUUCGAACAUUAUGACGGACGGAAAUUUCCUGAAGACAUCGUGUGGUUCACCUAAUUAUGCCGCACCGGAAGUGAUCAGUGGGAAACUGUAUGCUGGACCAGAAGUGGACGUUUGGUCAUCAGGUGUAAUUCUUUAUGUGAUGCUUUGUCGUAGACUACCAUUUGACGAUGAGAGUAUACCGGUUUUGUUCAAAAAUAUUAGCAAUGGUGUUUACACUCUACCAAAGUUUUUAUCCGAAGGAGCGGCUGGUUUGAUUAAGCGUAUGCUUAUCGUGAAUCCGUUGAACAGAAUUAGCAUUUUAGAGAUAAUGCAGGACGACUGGUUUAAAGUAGGUUUACCAACUUAUUUGAUUCCACCAGAAUUAAAGCAGCAAGAGCAGGAACAACAGCAGCAGCAGGAACAACACGAUGACGGUACAAAGAACAAUAGUGAAGAAAUUGACGAUGAAUUGGUUACUGCACUUUCCAAGACUAUGGGCUACGAUAGGGAUGAAAUUUAUGAGUCUUUAGAGAGUCGUGAUAGAACCUCGGUUUUAAAUGAAAUUAGAGAGGCUUACAUGUUAAUCAAGGAGAAUAAAUCGUUGAUCAAAGAUUUGAAGUCUGACAGAGAUCGGAGCGAUGAGUUGGAUACAUUUUUGGCGCAAUCACCACCAACCUUCCAACAACGAGGUGAUCAAAAUUUACCACCGGUCCCCCCACUACAACUGCAGAGUUCUCCGCAACAGCAUCAGCCAAAUGUAUCUAGAAAAAUUGCAACCCAGCAGAGGGCUUACAAUGUAGCACCAUUCAACGAUACAAAUAAUGAAGAAGAUUCAACAAUUUCCAUCCUGCCCACGUCUCUUCCUCAAAUUCACCGAGCUAAUAUGUUAGCUCAAGGUUUACCGGCAGCAUCAAAAAUUUCACCAUUGGUAAACAAAAAAUCAAAGACGAGGUGGCAUUUCGGUAUCAGAUCGAGAUCUUAUCCAUUAGAUGUCAUGGGCGAAAUAUACAUAGCCUUAAAGAAUUUAGGUGCUCAGUGGGCAAAACCUUCGGAAGAAGAUCUUUGGACUAUUAGGGUUCGUUGGAAAUACGAUGUGGGACAAAACCAUAAUGAGCGCAUUCCAGAUCUAAUGAAAAUGGUUAUUCAACUGUUUCAAAUCGAAACUAAUAACUAUUUGGUAGAUUUUAAAUUCGAUGGUUGGGAGAGUAGUAGUGGUGAAGUAGCCCAUAAUCCAAAUUUAUCCGAGGAUGAAAUGAGUACUUUCUCAGCAUACCCAUUCUUACAUCUUACUACAAGACUCAUCAUGGAAUUAGCAGUCAACAGUCAAGGUGGAUGA
Messenger RNA from Zygosaccharomyces rouxii, 1896 nucleotides. It is a transcript of the gene SNF1, whose product is annotated as AMP-activated serine/threonine-protein kinase catalytic subunit SNF1. Gene Ontology annotation, molecular function: protein serine/threonine kinase activity; ATP binding. Gene Ontology annotation, biological process: intracellular signal transduction; protein phosphorylation. Gene Ontology annotation, cellular component: cytoplasm. Lineage: Eukaryota; Fungi; Ascomycota; Saccharomycetes; Saccharomycetales; Saccharomycetaceae. The transcript has a single exon. The coding region runs from base 1 to 1896 and encodes 631 amino acids. The record is from RefSeq and is a predicted model, not a curated record.